This is a messenger RNA of Pan troglodytes (chimpanzee), 3963 nucleotides long. RefSeq names its product erythrocyte membrane protein band 4.2 (gene EPB42). Gene Ontology annotation, molecular function: protein-glutamine gamma-glutamyltransferase activity. NCBI's taxonomy places the organism in Eukaryota, Metazoa, Chordata, Mammalia, Primates, Hominidae. The coding region runs from base 1723 to 3888 and encodes 721 amino acids. The transcript has 17 exons. The record is from RefSeq and is a predicted model, not a curated record. Gene Ontology annotation, biological process: peptide cross-linking.
GGGCGCACAGCGCGGGACAGGCAGGCAGCUCCACCUGCGGCCCCAGUGCGGGAUCCACUGGGUGAAGCCAGCUGCGCUCCUGAGUCUGGUGGGGACUUGGAGAACCUUUAUGUCUAGCUCAGGAUUUGUAAAUACACCAAUCAACACUCUGUAUCUAGCUAAUCUAGUGGGUACCUGGAGAACUUUUGUGUCCAGCUCAGGGAUUGUAAACGCACCAAUCAGCACCCUGUCAAAACGGACCAAUCAGCUCUCUGUAAAACAGACCAAUCGGCUCUCUGUAAAAUGGACAAAUCAGCAGGAUGUGGGUGGGGCCAGAUAAGAGAAUAAAAGCAGGCUGCCCUAGCCAGCAGUGGCAACCCCUUCGGGUUUGCUUCUAUGUUGUGGAAGCUUUGUUCUUUAGCUGUUUGCAGUAACUCUUGCUUCUGCUCACUGUUUGGGUCCACACUGCCUUUAUGAGCUGUAACACUCACAGCGAAGGUGUACAGCUUCACUGCUGAAGCCCCCGAAACCACGAACCCACCAGGAAGAACGAAUAACUCCAGACGCGCCCCCUUAAGAGCUGUAACACUCACCGCGAAGGUCUGCAGCUUCACUCCUGAGCCAGCGAGACCACGAACCCACUAGAAGGAAGAAACUCCGAACACAUCAGAACAUGAGAAGGAACAAACUCCGGACACGCGGCCUUUAAGAACUGUAACACUCACUGCGAGGGUCGGCGGCUUCAUUCUUGAAGUCAGUGAGACCAAGUACCCACCAAUUCCGGACACACUAUUACCUAGCUAACUCCUAUUUAUCCUCCCAGUUUCUCAGCUUAAAUAUCACCUUCUGAGAGAAGCCUACCCUGACCGUCCACACCUGGGUCCAAGAGCACUCAAACUUCUUUUUUACAGCAUUUGGCACACUUGACAGAGAAAUAGCUAAUGGUGUACGCACUUAGUAUUGUUUGUCUCCCCCUGCUGGAAUAGAAGCUCCUUGGUGGCAGAGACGCGUCUAUCUGCUUUACUGCUGUACCACCAGUAUCUAACACGGUUCCUAACAGUUCCUAACGGUACCUCAGCAGGUGCCCCGACUGAAAUACUGCCAGAGACUGGAUCUCUGUGAAGCUCUCAUGGGAACUGUACCAGGAAAGAGAAGAUUCUCUUUGCUAAAACCAGAAGGAGAACACAUUCCCCAAAGGGAGACCAGCCCACAACCUCCCCAUUGCUCUCCCAGGAAGACGAAAAGGAAAAUACACCAGAGAUCUUUCUCUUUCCGCGUGGACACAGGGAAGAGGGCAUGUGAGGAAGAGAGCCUUCACCAGACACCAAGCCUAAAGGCCCUGAUCUUGAACUUCCAUCCUACAGAAGGGAACUAAAGAAAGAAAAAUUGAAAAGACAUAGGGCCUGAGUCCCAAGAUAGUUCCCAACCUUCUCUGGUAGAGGGUCCCAGACCAGAUAAAUUGCAGAUGCACGUGUUCUCUCUAUUAUCAAAACAGCCCAUGAACAUCUUGCAACUUGCAGCCCCUGUCACGUUUAGGGCCUGAGAUUUGGAGUUGGAUAUGGGACUCCUGUUUGUGGCCUCCUCUCUUCCAGAGUCUUCCAGUACCCUCCAGAUAACAUCUCUGAGAGUCUCUUGAGACCACUGAAGCAAGAGGCUUCAAGAAAGCCCAGAAGGAGCCCAGAAGCAACAGUUCGAGACAGGCGCUUUCUGCGGCCAAGUGGAUAAGAGGAGCGGCCUGCAACCAUGGGACAGGGUGAGCCAAGCCAGCGCUCGACAGGGUUUGCUGGACUGUAUGCAGCCCCCGCAGCAUCACCUGUUUUCAUUAAAGGAAGUGGGAUGGAUGCCCUGGGUAUCAAGAGCUGUGACUUUCAGGCAGCAAGAAACAAUGAGGAGCACCACACCAAGGCCCUCAGCUCCCGGCGCCUCUUUGUGAGGAGGGGGCAGCCCUUCACCAUCAUCCUGCACUUCCGCGCUCCAGUCCGUGCAUUUCUGCCUGCCCUGAAGAAGGUGGCCCUCACUGCACAAACUGGAGAGCAGCCUUCCAAGAUCCACAGGACCCAAGCCACAUUCCCAAUUUCCAGUCUGGGGGACCGAAAGUGGUGGAGUGCAGUGGUGGAGGAGAGAGAUGCCCAGUCCUGGACCAUCUCUGUGACCACACCUGCGGACGCUGUCAUUGGCCACUACUCGCUUCUGCUGCAGGUCUCAGGCAGGAAGCAACACCUCUUGGGUCAGUUCACACUGCUUUUUAACCCCUGGAGUAGAGAGGAUGCUGUGUUCCUGAAGAAUGAGGCUCAGCGCAUGGAGUACUUGUUGAACCAGAAUGGUCUCAUCUACCUGGGUACAGCUGACUGCAUCCAGGCAGAGUCCUGGGACUUUGGCCAGUUCGAGGGGGAUGUCAUUGACCUCAGCCUGCGCUUGCUGAGCGAGGACAAGCAGGUAGAGAAGUGGAGCCAGCCGGUGCACGUGGCCCGUGUGUUGGGUGCCUUGCUGCAUUUUCUCAAGGAGCAGAGGGUCCUGCCCACUCCGCAGACCCAGGCCACCCAGGAAGGGGCCUUGCUGAACAAGCGCCGGGGCAGCGUGCCCAUCCUGCGGCAGUGGCUCACCGGCCGAGGCCGACCUGUGUAUGAUGGCCAGGCCUGGGUGUUGGCUGCUGUUGCUUGCACAGUGCUGCGAUGUCUGGGAAUCCCUGCCCGCGUGGUGACCACGUUUGCCUCAGCACAGGGCACCGGUGGGCGUCUGCUCAUAGAUGAAUACUAUAAUGAGGAGGGACUUCAGAACGGAGAAGGCCAGAGAGGCAGAAUCUGGAUCUUCCAGACUUCCACAGAGUGCUGGAUGACGCGGCCUGCCUUGCCCCAGGGUUAUGAUGGAUGGCAGAUUCUGCACCCAAGUGCUCCUAAUGGAGGUAGAGUCCUGGAGUCCUGUGAUCUGGUGCCGGUCAGAGCAGUCAAGGAGGGGACGCUGGGGCUGACCCCAGCAGUGUCAGACCUUUUUGCUGCCAUAAAUGCCUCAUGUGUGGUCUGGAAGUGCUGUGAGGAUGGGACACUGGAGUUGACUGACUCCAACACAAAGUAUGUUGGCAACAACAUCAGCACCAAGGGUGUGGGCAGUGACCGCUGCGAGGACAUCACUCAGAACUACAAGUAUCCUGAAGGGUCUCUUCAGGAAAAAGAGGUGCUGGAGAGAGUCGAGAAAGAGAAAAUGGAACGUGAGAAAGACAACGGCAUCCGUCCUCCCAGUCUCGAGACUGCCAGUCCUCUGUACCUGCUCUUGAAAGCACCCAGCUCCCUACCCCUGAGAGGGGAUGCCCAGAUCUCAGUGACGCUGGUUAAUCACAGUGAGCAGGAGAAGGCAGUGCAGCUGGCAAUUGGGGUCCAGGCUGUACACUACAACGGUGUCCUUGCUGCCAAGCUCUGGAGGAAGAAGCUGCACCUCACGCUCAGUGCCAACCUGGAAAAGAUAAUAACCAUCGGCGUGUUCUUCUCCGAUUUUGAGCGAAACCCACCCGAGAACACCUUCCUUAGACUCACCGCCAUGGCAACACACUCUGAAUCCAACCUUAGCUGCUUUGCUCAGGAAGACAUUGCCAUUUGUAGACCACACCUUGCCAUCAAGAUGCCAGAGAAAGCAGAGCAGUAUCAACCCCUCACAGCCUCAGUCAGCCUCCAGAACUCCCUAGAUGCCCCCAUGGAGGACUGUGUGAUCUCCAUCCUGGGAAGGGGGCUCAUUCACAGAGAGAGGAGCUACAGAUUCCAUUCAGUGUGGCCUGAAAACACCAUGUGUGGCAAGUUCCAGUUCACGCCAACACAUGUGGGGCUCCAGAGACUCACUGUGGAAGUGGACUGCAACAUGUUCCAGAACCUAACCAACUAUAAAAGCGUCACCGUGGUAGCCCCUGAACUAUCAGCUUAAACUUCCAGCUCUAUCACCACUCUCCUGCCAACCCUUGUUCUACAAUCUAAACCAAACAUGUGCUAGGAAGAGAAA